AUGUCAGAGAAAUCUGUUACGCAUACGCCGGUAUCAAAGAAACGGUCUCACGAUGAGGCUGAAGGUCUCGUGCCCUUCCAUACUAGAACUCAAAGCCCAGAAGAGACGCAGUUGCCAACCCCAACCAGCCCUGCUGCGUCCCAACUUUCGCCUCGACCAGGCAGGCAAUUGUCACCAGCCAUCAGUGUCGAAAGUUCAGCGCUAAGUGAUGCAAAGACCAUGACACUGUCGGCAGCUCAAGCUACUCCUCCGCCUGUGACGAGUUCUGGAGCAGCAAAGAAGCAGAAGUUAACAUUUGCCGAAAAAGAACUGGAGAGGGUCAAGAAGCAGUCCGAGAAGGAAGAAAAGGAGAAGAAGAAGGCAGAUGAACUCCAAAGGAAGGAGCAGGAGAAACUGCUAAGAGACCAAGAAAAGCGGCGGAAGGAAGAAGAGAAAGAGGUUAUGAGAAAGAAGCGGGAAGUCGAAAAGGCUGAGAAACAGAAAGCUAGAGACGAAGAGAAACAAGCAAAAGAGGAAGCAAAAAGAAAGAAAGAGGAGGAAAAGAAGAAAAAGGAGCGGUCUCAGCUACGACUGGGCUGCUUCUUCCAGAAGCCGGUAGCAGGCGAAGUGACGGAAGAAUCUUCUCAUGCCUCCAGCCGAAGAUCUUCGGUCAUCAGUCUCGGUGGUCUCGAUGAUCAUGACAACGAGGUACCAGCAAAAGGUUCUCCCCAGAAGCGAGUGGAUGCAAAACACGGAUUUCUGCCAUUCUUUGUCCCACAGAAUGUCAAACUGGCGCCUGCAAAUCGAUUUGCUCGAGACGGAAACCUAUCACACAUGGCGAUCAGCCGGCUUGAUACAUGGAUGGUGCAGGGGAACAGUAUUCAUGCUGAAGAUCUCACAUCUAAGUUUAAGUCUAGGAAGCGGAAGCGUUGUCAGAUGCCACCGUGCACCAUGAAGGAAAUUGUAGAAAGCAUUCAAGGCACUUCCACAUCACCAAUCGACCUUACGGGCGAGCCCGCAUUUCCUCAAUUGUCGCGUGUCGCAUACAAGAUCCUAUCCUUUAGAGAAGACGUUCGUCCCCCAUACGAAGGGACUUAUACCCGAGCUGUCUCACCAACAUCAGCUGUGAAGCUUUCCCGUCGCCCAUUUAGUAGACAGCUUCCCAACACAAAUUACGACUACGACUCUGAGGCUGAAUGGGAACCACCUAAUGAAGACGACGAGGACCUUGGAUCGGGUGACGAUGAAUCUGACAUAGGCGAGGAUGGAGAGGAAGACAUGGACGGCUUUCUAGAUGACGAGGACGACCUGGGGAGGAGGAGACAGGUCAUGGGAGAGAUGAUACCAGUAAAUUCUGGACUAUGCUGGACCAACACGACUAAUGAGGGCGGUCCCCUCGAGGAAUACCGCAUACAGAUGUUAUCUGACCAUCAUCUCUUUCCCAUCGACCCCUACUCGACUGCCUACUGGCCCAGAGCACACCAGGUGUCCAGGCAGCCAGCCAUGCAACCUCCGCGGCUGCCGUUGUCGAGUCUCAAUCCAAACAGCAGUCCAGCGAUAACAUCUCCUUGGAAAGCUGAGGAGGAAGAAAAGUCCGACGAAAGGUGCCAAAACUCCACUGGUCUCACACAAGCAACAGAGACAAAGGCAGGAAAGCCCCUGAAGCUAGCCCCUGACGAAGUACUGCCGGAUUUCAAGCAAGCUGUCCGGGGGAGCGAUCUGACAAAAGUGGGGUUGAUUGAGAUCUUGAAGAAACAGUUUCCGAAAUUGUCCAAGGACACGAUCAAGGAUACUCUGGGUCAUGUAGCGAGCAGGGAGGGUGCACAUACGGACAAGAAAUGGGUGCUGAAAGACUGA
Endocarpon pusillum Z07020 is the source of this 1836-nucleotide messenger RNA. RefSeq lists its product as uncharacterized. The record is from RefSeq and is a predicted model, not a curated record. Gene Ontology annotation, biological process: nucleosome assembly. The transcript is spliced from 2 exons. Gene Ontology annotation, cellular component: CAF-1 complex; nucleus. Lineage: Eukaryota; Fungi; Ascomycota; Eurotiomycetes; Verrucariales; Verrucariaceae. Bases 1 to 1836 code for a protein of 611 amino acids.